Armigeres subalbatus is the source of this 4825-nucleotide messenger RNA. Its product is annotated as RNA helicase aquarius. The transcript is spliced from 5 exons. The record is from RefSeq and is a predicted model, not a curated record. NCBI's taxonomy places the organism in Eukaryota, Metazoa, Arthropoda, Insecta, Diptera, Culicidae. Gene Ontology annotation, biological process: mRNA splicing, via spliceosome. Gene Ontology annotation, cellular component: catalytic step 2 spliceosome. Bases 128 to 4717 code for a protein of 1529 amino acids. Gene Ontology annotation, molecular function: helicase activity; mRNA binding.
CCGCGUUCAGUUUUUGUUUUGAUUCCGCGUGGUAUUGACUUUGUUGUGUGUUCGCCGGUUCGGUUUGUAAACGUUUCUCGGAGUUUUUGGUGAUUUUCUGUGCGCGAAAAAGUCGUCCAGUCGCAAAAUGCCGAUGGCAAAGGCCCAACUCACUGAAGAGCCCCCGGCCAAGAUGCGCAAGGGUGCCCUCACCGUGGCCCAAAUCAAUGCGGACGAGUUGACCUUCUUGGCCAAUCGGUUCUGGGCUCCGGACACGGCCGGUUCCCACGAGGAAUACAAUGCCGGUAUCAUUGAGGAAAUUUAUCGGCGGGAGAUUUGUGAAUCGCGUUACUCGAUGCGGCGGAUCAUGAUGUUGGAGUUUAGUCAGUAUCUGGAGAAUUAUCUGUGGCCGAAUUUCCGCGGGGAUGUGUCCUCCCGGGCACACCUGAUGUCCAUUGUGAUCAUGUUGAAUGAAAAGUUUCGCGAAAAGGUUGAAGUGUGGAAAGUGUUCGACGUUAAUGGGGAUCAGUUUCCGUUGUUUUUCCAACGGGUUUUGGAAGCUUGUCUGGAAGACACAACGGUCAAUCCGUUCAAUAUGCGAGAGCAAACAUCUCUGCUAGUGUUUUUGAAUCACUGCUUCAAUAGCAUGGAAGUGGAGCUUUGUAGAAACCAGGCGAAGCGACUGGUUUCAUUGGCCAUGUGGUCCUGUUUGCAGCCCAAGCGUCGUGAUCAGGAGCUAAAGGAGAUUCCGGAGUGGAGAAAGUUUUGGAAGAAGCUGCAAAAGCGAGACAAAGCAUCCGACAAGGAAAAGGUCGAUUGGGAAAGGCAUUUUUUGCAGAAUUUGAUGAUUAAGUUUAUGAACAUUUUGGAAUCUAUCACAGAGGAGGGGGCGGUCUGUGAAGAAACGGUGCGUUAUUGUGAGCGAUUCCUUGAGUUUCUGAUUGAUUUGGAAGCGCUGCUGCCAACUAGGCGGUUCUUCAACACGGUAAUGGAUGACUGCCAUGUUGUUGUACGGUGUUCGAUGGCUCCACUGUUGCAGCGAAACGAGGGAAAUCUUUUCGCACAGCUUCUGGACAUGUUGAAGUUUUACGCCCGCUUCGAAAUCAACGACGAAACCGGCGACCCGCUGACCGACCAUGACAUGACCCAGAUCCACUACUCGAAGAUCAAGGCCCUACAGAAGGCGGCGUUCGCCAAGUUUCCAGAUCUGCGGCUGUUCGCUCUGAGCAACGUGGCCAACGUGGAUACCCGUGAAUCGCUGGAGAAGCACUUCGGCGCACUGGACGGCAGGAGUCUGAAGGAAAUCGCUUGCUAUUUGAAUUUGGUGCCGGAGCAGCUGGAGGCACCUUUCGAUUGGCACCGUGUGGAUGAACCGUUUCUGAGGGAGCUGUUGAUUUCGCGGCAUGAGCGUCGGGUUUCACAGUUGGAUUCGCUGAACGAGAUGCCGCUGUAUCCGACGGAGGAGAUCAUCUGGAAUGAGAACAUUGUGCCAACGGAAUACUACUCGGGGGAAGGAUGCUUGGCCCUUCCGAAGUUGAAUCUACAGUUUUUGACGCUUCAUGAUUAUUUGCUGAGAAAUUUUAAUCUGUUUCGCCUAGAGUCGACAUACGAAAUUCGUCAGGACAUCGAGGAUGCCGUAAGUCGCAUGCUUCCCUGGCAAUCGGAGGAAAGCGAAGUUGUGUUCGGAGGUUGGGCCCGAAUGGCACUUCCGAUCCAGUCGUUUGCGGUGGUUGAGGUUUCCAAACCGCACAUUGGUGAAAAGAAGCCGUCGAGAGUGAGGGCGGACGUCAGCGUUACGCUGAACGUUCGCAAGGAAAUUCAGGAAGAGUGGGAGAACCUGCGGAAGCAUGAUGUGUGUUUUCUGGUAACCGUCAGACCGAUGACACCCAUUGGCGUCAAAUACGAUUAUAAGGAACAUUUUGUUCCGCAAGUUGGGUUGGUUAAUGUAAGAGGAUGUGAAAUCGAGGGGAUGUUGGAUGCAAAUGGGCGAGUAAUCGAGGAUGGAAUCGAACAGCGACCUCAGCUGAGUGGAGAGCAACGUACUUACCGCGUAUGGUUGGAUUCCAAUCAGUACCGAGUGGACAUGGAUAUGCUUCAGACGGGUGGCGAUGAUGUGUAUGAGGGAUUCAACAUCAUUAUGCGCCGAAAGCCGAAGGAGAAUAACUUCAAGGCCGUUUUGGAGACCAUCCGUCACUUGAUGAAUACGGAGUGUGUAGUGCCACCGUGGCUGCAUGAUAUCCUGCUCGGAUAUGGCGAUCCAAGUGCGGCUCACUAUAGUCGUAUGUCGGAUCAGGCACGCGUUUUGGAUUUUAAUGACACCUUUCUAGAUAUUGACCACGUGAGGAGUAGCUUUCCAGGCUACGAAACUGUGGUGAAGGAAACGGAGCCAAGUAAGUUGGUGCGUCCCUUCCGGUUGACGUUCGAGGACGUUCCAGAGCAGGUCGAUAGUAGCGAUGAGGAAGACGAUGAAAAGAAGGUUGAACUACCCAAGAAGAUCUUGGUUGAACCGUAUACGAUACCGAAGCGAGGACCGUACAAAUACAACGAACCCAAAAAGAACGCCAUUCGCUUCACACCAACCCAAGUGGAAGCCAUCAAGGCGGGUAUGCAGCCGGGUCUUACGCUGGUAGUCGGUCCACCAGGUACCGGUAAAACCGACGUUGCGGUGCAAAUAAUAUCCAACCUGUAUCACAAUCAUCCGAACCAGCGCACCCUAAUCGUGACCCACUCCAAUCAGGCAUUGAAUCAACUGUUCGAGAAAAUUAUGGCCUUGGACAUCGAUGAACGACAUUUGCUACGUUUGGGUCAUGGCGAAGAGUCGCUGGAAACAGAGAAGGACUACAGUCGCUACGGUAGAGUCAACUACGUUUUGUCCAAGCGUAUCGACCUAUUGGGACAGGUUCAGCAACUCCAGGACUCGCUUGGAGUUACUGGAGAUGUGGCUUACACCUGUGAAACAGCAGGUCACUUCUACUUGUAUCAGAUCAUUGCCCGCUGGGAGAAAUUCCUUAGCGAGUUCGAAGGCAGCAAAGAGUACAAAAAUGCUUCUGCCUUUGAGGAAGAAUUUCCAUUUACCAAGUUUUUCCAAGAUGCCCCUCAGCCCCUGUUUCAUGGAAGCACUUUUGAAGAAAAUAUGGAGAUUGCUCGCAGCUGCUAUCGGUACAUUUCCCAUAUUUUUACCGAGUUGGAAGAGUUUCGGGCUUUUGAGCUACUUCGCAGCGGUUUAGAUCGAUCGAAAUACCUUUUAGUCAAAGAAGCCAAGGUCAUCGCCAUGACCUGUACUCAUGCAGCCUUAAAACGCAAAGAACUGGUCAACAUGGGUUUCAAGUACGAUAACAUCCUAAUGGAAGAAUCCGCCCAAAUUCUUGAAAUCGAAACCUUCAUCCCACUUUUGCUUCAGAACCCCAUGGAUGGGUACAACCGUUUGAAGCGUUGGAUCAUGAUCGGGGAUCACCACCAACUGCCUCCUGUAAUCAAAAACAUGGCAUUCCAGAAGUACUCGAACAUGGAGCAAUCGCUUUUCACGCGUUUGGUUCGAUUAGGUGUACCAACGAUCGACCUUGACGGCCAGGGUCGUGCCCGCUCCAGUAUUUGUGAAUUAUACAAGUGGCGCUAUUCCAAGCUCGGCGAUCUGGAUCAUAUCACCCAAUGGCCUGAAUAUCUCAACUGUAAUCCAGGCUUCGCGUACGGUUAUCAACUGAUCAACGUGGAAGACUUUAAUGGCAUUGGCGAAUCGGAACCCAAUCCCUAUUUCUACCAGAAUCUUGCCGAAGCCGAAUACAUCGUAGCAGUAUUUAUGUAUAUGCGUCUUAUUGGAUACCCGGCGGAGAAAAUAUCCGUUCUAACCACAUACAACGGGCAAAAGCAUCUAAUUCGAGAUGUAAUUGACGCUCGUUGCGCUGAUAACCCUCUCAUCGGAAAACCGCACAAGGUUACCACGGUAGACAAGUACCAGGGUCAACAGAAUGACUACAUUCUUCUGUCGUUGGUUCGCACCAAAACUAUCGGUCACAUUAGGGAUGUCCGCCGUCUGGUGGUUGCUAUGAGUCGUGCCCGCCUUGGACUGUAUAUUUUCGGACGGGUUUCGCUAUUCAAGAAUUGUGUUGAAUUGCAACCAGCAUUUAAGUUGCUCACAAAGCGCCCUCUCCAGCUACAUCUACUGACCGAGGAAACCGUUCCAUGUUCCCGGAAAGUCGACGACCAACUUGAGAAAAAAGCUCACGUUGUUAAGGAUAUGACCGAAAUGGCACAGUUCGUGUACAACUUCUACAUGAAAAAGGUCAACGUAAUCCGCGACGAAAUGGAGAAAAUGAAGGAACUCUACGAAAAGCAGCAAAGGGAACAGGCUGCCAAACAACCACAAGAAGAUCAGGCAGCGGUGGCCGCUGCCAAAGCGGAAGCGGAAAAAGCUCAAGAACAACCGAAGGAGUUUGUUCCGACUCCCAUCUGUAACGAGGUAGACAUGAUGGACGAUUUGCACCAACAGGCGAUAUUGAAGAAACGAUCCAAAAAGAAGGGUGGAGCUAUAUUGACUAUUCCGAAGCCCGUACCGGUUAAGGAAGUAGUGGUCGAAGAGAAGGAAGAAGAAAGCGACAGUGGAGCGGACCAGGAAGUUAUUUCCAAAAAAAUGGAAGUGGAAGAGAACCGCGAGGAUCAGGAAGAAGAAAAGGAAGAAUUGAUUGAGACGGAAGCUUCUACCGAAAAUCAACAGGAAAGCAAUGAAGACGAGGAUAAGUAAUUACAUGAGGUAAAAGGUAACAAUUAAUUUUAUAUUCCGAUUCAAUACAUUACCUAUUUAACUUUACAUUUUUCAAUAUUUCAAUAAAAGUAAUAACAAUUUAAAUAA